AUGUCAGRUUACUUCUUUGAAGUGAUUAUCAUGGAAUUUGUUCAGCAGCAGGUCCACCCCAACCUUUCAGCCAAGGAAGACUCCCUUUAUUAUAUCGAGGAGUUGAUACUUCAGCUGCUAAACAAACUAUGCAUUGCUCAGCCACGGACUGUCCAAGAUGUAGAGGAACGUGUUCAAAAGACGUUUCCUCAUCCAAUAGACAAGUGGGCGAUUGCUGAUGCACAGUCUGCCAUAGAGAAACGGAAAAGAAGAAACCCCCUCCUGCUGCCUGUGGACAAGAUACAUCCUUUAUUAAAGGAGGUCCUAGGUUAUAAAGUAGAUUACCAUGUCUCGCUGUAUAUUGUGGCUGUCUUAGAAUACAUCUCAGCUGACAUUUUAAAGCUGGCUGGAAAUUAUGUUUUCAAUAUACGACACUUUGAGAUCUCCCAGCAAGACAUAAAAGUAUCAAUGUGUGCUGAUAAGGUUUUAAUGGAUAUGUUUGAUCAGGAUGACAUUGGUUUGGUUUCUCUCUGUGAAGAUGAACCUUCUUCUUCUGGGGAACUCAACUACUAUGACCUAGUGAGAAACGAAAUUGCAGAAGAAAGACAAUAUCUGCGGGAGUUGAAUCUGAUCAUAAAAGUAUUUCGGGAAGCUUUCUUAUCUAACAGAAAGCUGUUCACACCAAAUGAUAUCGAGGUGAUAUUUAGCAACAUUUCAGAUAUUCAUGAGUUGACUGUGAAGCUUUUGGGACUGAUUGAGGAUACUGUUGAAAUGACUGACGAAAGUAGCCCUCAUCCUUUGGCUGGCAGCUGCUUUGAAGAUCUUGCAGAAGAGCAAGCCUUUGAUCCUUACGAAACCUUGUCCCAGGAUAUUCUCUCCCCACAGUUUCAUGAGCAUUUUAAUAACUUGAUGGCCAAACCUGCUGUUGCGCUCCACUUCCAGUCUACUGCUGAAGGGUUUAAAGAAGCUGUGCGAUACGUCCUCCCACGCCUCAUGCUCAUCCCGGUCUAUCAUUGUUUGCACUACUUUGAGUUACUACAGCAACUGCAGGAAUGCAGCGAGGAUGAGGAGGAUCGGGAGUGCUUGAAGCAGGCCAUCACUGCCCUGCUGAACCUGCAGUGCAGCAUGGAGCGCAUUUACAGCAAACACUCGCCGAGGCGGCGCCCGGGGGAGCCAGUCUGUCGCUUCUAUAACCGCCAGAUAAGAAGCAAGCAUCUGGCCAUCAAGAAAAUGAAUGAAAUCCAGAAAAAUAUAGAUGGCUGGGAAGGCAAGGAUAUCGGGCAGUGUUGUAACGAGUUCAUAAUGGAAGGUGCCUUGACAAAAAUAGGAGCCAAACACGAGCGCCACAUCUUUCUCUUCGACGGUUUAAUGAUCAGCUGCAAAACCAAUCACGGCCAGUCCCGGCUUCCCGGUUACAGCAACGCGGAGUACAGACUUAAGGAAAAAAUCACCAUGAGGAAAAUCCAGGUUAUUGACAGAGACGACACGUCCGAGUAUAAGCAUGCUUUUGAGCUCGUUUCGAAGGACGAGAACAGCAUGCUGUUUGCUGCCAAGUCCGCUGAGGAGAAGAGCACCUGGAUGGCCGCGCUCAUCUCGCUGCAGUACCGCAGCACGCUGGACAGGAUGCUCGAYGCGGUGCUGCUGCAGGAGGAGAACGAGCAGCCCCUGCGGCUGCCCAGCCCCAGUGCCUACCGCUUCGUAGUGGAGGACUCCGAGGAGAACAUCGUCUUUGAGGACAACUUGCAGAGCAGGAAUGGAAUCCCCAUCAUCAAAGGAGGGACUGUUGUGAAGUUAAUCGAAAGGUUAACGUACCAUAUGUAUGCAGACCCUAAUUUUGUUCGGACUUUCCUUACCACCUACCGCUCCUUCUGCAAGCCCCAGGAGCUGCUAAGCCUGCUGAUYGAGAGGUUUGAAAUCCCCGAGCCUGAGCCCACGGAAGCAGACAGGCAGGCGAUCGAGAAAGGGGAGCAGCCCAUCAGCGCCGACCUGAAGCGGUUCCGCAAGGAAUAUGUCCAGCCAGUCCAGCUCAGAAUAUUGAAUGUUUUUCGGCACUGGGUGGAGCACCAUUUUUAUGAUUUUGAAAGAGAUCUGGAGUUGCUGGAGAGGUUGGAGACGUUCAUUUCCAGUGUGAGAGGAAAAUCCAUGAAGAAGUGGGUGGAAUCRAUUGCUAAAAUCAUCAAGAGAAAGAAAGCUCAAGCGAACGGCGUUAGCCACAACAUCACGUUCGAGAGCCCCCCGCCGCCYGUGGAGUGGCACAUCUGGCGCCUCGGGCACCCCGAGACCCUGGACCUCAUGACGCUUCAUCCCAUAGAAAUCGCCCGGCAGCUGACGCUUCUCGAGUCCGACCUGUAUAGGGCAGUGCAGCCUUCUGAACUUGUUGGUAGCGUUUGGACUAAAGAAGAUAAGGAAAUUAACUCGCCCAAUCUAUUGAAAAUGAUUCGUCACACUACGAAUCUCACUCUGUGGUUUGAAAAGUGCAUUGUGGAAACAGAGAACUUUGAAGAGCGAGUGGCUGUGCUGAGUAGAAUUAUAGAAAUCCUGCAGGUUUUUCAAGAUCUGAACAAUUUCAAUGGUGUUUUGGAGAUAGUCAGUGCCAUGAACUCUGUAUCAGUGUACAGACUAGACCACACAUUUGAGGCACUACAAGAAAGAAAAAAAAGAGUCUUGGAUGAAGCAGUAGAACUAAGUCAAGAUCACUUUAAAAAAUACCUAGCUAAGCUUAAGUCAAUUAAUCCACCCUGUGUGCCUUUCUUCGGAAUAUAUCUAACAAAUAUUUUGAAGACAGAAGAAGGGAAUCCUGACUUCCUUAAAAGACAAGGGAAAGAACUAAUUAACUUCAGUAAGAGGAGAAAAGUAGCUGAAAUUACAGGAGAAAUUCAGCAGUAUCAAAACCAGCCUUACUGUUUACGGAUCGAGCCAGAGAUUCGGAAAUUCUUUGAAAAUCUCAAUCCUAUGGGGAAGAUACCGGAAAAAGAGUUUACAGAUUAUUUGUUUAAUAAGUCUCUAGAAAUUGAACCUCGAAACUGCAAGCAACCACCUAGAUUUCCUAGGAAAACAACAUACCCCUUAAAAUCUCCUGGGAUAAGGCCCAACRCGGGCAGGCAUGGCUCCACCUCGGGCACUUUGCGAAGUCACCCUCUGCCCCUCGAGAAGGAACCCAGUAAGAUAAGUUUCAGCAGAAUAACCGAGGCAGAGAAUGAAUCAACAGCUUCAGCACCAACUUCUCCAAAUACGCCGUCUACCCCGCCGGUGUCUGCGUCGUCGGAGUUCAGUGUGUUUUUGGACAUUGAUCUCAACAGUUCCUUUGGUAAUAACAGCAUCUUUGCGCCUGUCAGUCUGCCACAGUCGAAGUCCUUCUUCAGCUCGUGGGGGAGCUUCCCUAAGCUAAGCGAUGAGCCUCAGAACCCUCCUCCGCUUCCGCCACGAAAGAAGGUGGAUCAGGACGCUUCGAAUGCCAAGGUAGCUUUGUGCUGUACCGGAUAA
Nothoprocta perdicaria is the source of this 3462-nucleotide messenger RNA. RefSeq names its product SOS Ras/Rho guanine nucleotide exchange factor 2 (gene SOS2). The coding region runs from base 1 to 3462 and encodes 1153 amino acids. Lineage: Eukaryota; Metazoa; Chordata; Aves; Tinamiformes; Tinamidae. Gene Ontology annotation, cellular component: plasma membrane. Gene Ontology annotation, molecular function: guanyl-nucleotide exchange factor activity; protein heterodimerization activity. Gene Ontology annotation, biological process: Ras protein signal transduction; positive regulation of GTPase activity. The transcript is spliced from 22 exons. The record is from RefSeq and is a predicted model, not a curated record.